AAUCCCUGAUAAUUGUUCCAUCUCUUCGAGAAGCCUUAAACCAUCACCCAAGCAACCCUUCUUACAGUAAGCAUCAAUCCUGAUAUUUGUUCCAUCUCUGUUACAGAGAAAAGCCCGGUGGCAGUGACGAGACUGACGGUGCUAAUCGCUCUGUCCGACGAGAAACCGAACAGAUUUUCACUUGAUGGUUGGAUUUCUGCAAUAAGACUUGCUUGUUUGUUUAAACAUGGGAACUGAGGAUUUUAUUGACCUCCAUGCAUAUAACAGUACUGACACUGGCAAUGAGGCUAAUGAAUUGCAUAAUUCUUUCUCUGAGCCAAGUGAAGUUGAUUGUCAACCUAGUUGUUCCCAGGAUAAAGAAGACACCAUAAUUGAGAAGGUUGAGGAAGGCAUUAUUAACAGUGUAAAUGUAGAUUUCCAACAUGUUCAGGAUAUGGAUCUUGAUGAGGAUUUGGUUCAAAAACGAUCUAUUUUGGAAGUGAAUGUUAAAUUGACUGAAACCAUUGCGAUGGAAGAGAAGAUGAUUAAAGUCAAUUCAGCAACCAAUGGUGAAAUGGGAAGUCCAGCAGCCCAAAAUGGAAGUGCCAUCAGCAACCAUAUGAUAGAUGGGGGCUCAGCUGUAACAGGUGUUAAAAGAGCUCGAGUGACUUACAGUUACGGGAAUCCUUCAGUGCAUGCCAAAUAUAAUUCAUUAACAAGGGCUAGCAAAAGAAAGCUUGAGGAACUUUUACAACAAUGGUCACAAUGGCAUGCUCAGAAUGUGUCUUCAUCUGAUGAUUCAAAAGAAGCAUUGGAAUCAGGCGAAGGUACUUACUUCCCUGCGAUACAUGUUGGCUUGGAGAAGUCUUCCACUAUGUCUUUCUGGAUGGACAACCAAACAAAUAAACAGCAAAGUAAGGAGUUUAUCCCAUUGGAUGGUGAUUCUGUACCUCUAUAUGAUCGUGGAUAUGCAUCAGUUUUGACUUCUGCAGAUGGUUCAGCUCAUUCAGAAAGGGAGCUGGAGAUAUUAGAGGGCUCUCGUUGCUUCAAUUGUGGUUCCUACAGCCAUUCUUUGAAGGACUGCCCAAAGCCCCGUGAUAAUGCCGCUGUUGAAAAUGCUCGGAAACAGCACAACUCCAAACGGAACCAAACAGCUGGUCCUCGUAAUGCAACUCGGUACUAUCAGGAUUCUCCUGGUGGAAAGUAUGACGGUAUAAAGCCAGGUGCUCUUGGUCCUGAAACAAGAAAAGAAUUGGGUCUUGGGGAGCUUGACCCACCUCCAUGGCUACACAGAAUGCGUGAAAUAGGAUACCCGCCAGGAUAUCUAGAUCCAGAUGAGGAGGAUAUGCCUUCAGGGAUUAUAAUAUACACUGAUGAGGAAAGCAAGAAAGAACAAGAGGAUGGAGAAAUCCUUGAAACAGAAAACAUGGAGCUGAAUGUACCAAUCCCUGGGAAAAAGAUGACGGUAGAGUUUCCAGGAAUAAAUGCACCAAUCCCUGAGGAUGCCGAUCAAAGUCGUUGGAUGUCUUCACGGGAGACUAGUUUUGAUUCAUCUGGGAGCCGACUCCAUCACAGGUUAAACCGCUCCUCAGAAGUCAACGAUGAGGGGUACUACCAUGAUCGAAGAUGGUCCAGGGACUACAGAGAUGAUGCCCCCCCUGGAUCUGAUCCUGCAGACAGCCCAUCCAUGUCUGGUUACACACGGAGGUAUAGUGGUUACGAUCCCCUUUACACAACUGAAUCUCACAGUCCAAGAAGUAAUAUUCCAGUACCAAGGAGUCCGAGUCUUGGUAGGCCUCUAUCUGAUAGGGGGAGGAGGAGCCCUUUGGUCCAUGAUGGUUCCCCUGGUCAGAGUCCCUAUAGUUCUGUAUCUUACCCUUCUCCUAAUGCACGGCAGUCGCCACAGAAUUACAGUUAUUCCAGCUUCGAAAAUUGGGCCUAUGAGAGCCAACACAGCUCAGGUUCUUUCUCAUCAUCAUAUAGGAAGGACAGGCAUGAACGUCAUCAUCAUCAUCAUCAUGGUAGGAGGUAAAUGGGCGUAAAAAUGUUAUUUCUGCUUGAACUCCAAGAUUAAUUGCAUGUGUAACAUGUGUGAUAUUUCCCAGCUUUUAUAAUUGUUGUUGACCAGCUUUUACAAAAAACCAGUUCCCCUCCGUGAUAUCUAAAUUCAUGCAGAAAUCUGCUUUCUCAAGGAAUUUUUGUUUGUUUUUAGUUGGGGAGAAGGAACCUAUGUUGUAUUUGACUUUCGUAUUUUUGCAAUUUACAAAAGAAAACAUGCCUGUAAUUGUUGUUGACCAGA
Nelumbo nucifera (sacred lotus) is the source of this 2278-nucleotide messenger RNA. RefSeq lists its product as uncharacterized. The record is from RefSeq and is a predicted model, not a curated record. Gene Ontology annotation, biological process: RNA processing. Gene Ontology annotation, molecular function: RNA binding; zinc ion binding. Gene Ontology annotation, cellular component: catalytic step 2 spliceosome. NCBI's taxonomy places the organism in Eukaryota, Viridiplantae, Streptophyta, Magnoliopsida, Proteales, Nelumbonaceae.